GUGUGCGUGUGCGUGUGGUUGCGCAUAUGUGUAUGUAUCAAUAGUACAUUUAUGAUUUUAGUUUUUCGCCCAUUCUCAUAAUUAUCCAAAAUGAAUGACGUGGACGUGAUAGACGUUUCAUUCCUUUGGAGUUGAUUUUCGUGAGCCCCCUUGCUUCUCACGUUUGAGAUCCACAAAAAAAAUAAAGAAAAGAGGAAAAAGAAUUCUCUAUCCUGUGUUGUUAUGGCACUUCAGCAAGCAUCCGAUAUUUUUGCACACGGUGCUUCACGCACGGAAACAACAUUCGAGUUGUGAUUCGUGAUAAUCAAGCACUUUGAACGUGAGAGUUAUAUAUAGAACAGCCAUUGAAAUUAAACGCACUUGAAUACGAAUAAUCGGUGUGUGUACGCAGAGAUUUCCUCUUUAAAAUGAUCGUGAAGACCCUGGUUUCACAGUUGCUGCUUUUGUUAGUCUUUUAUGACCAUGUAACAAGCCUGAUUAUACCAGAAGAGCUUCCAACAAUCCUAAGUUUGAUAUAUUCCAAUAUAUCGCCUAUCAAAAAAGGAACCGAUUCCAGAUUUGGUGUGGGUUUUCGAUUAGGUGAACACGCGGAUUUUCAAAUUCUUAUUGAACUAGGACCACAGACUGAGACAGAUCCAAUAGGUGUAUCCAAUGAUGCCAAAAGGCGACGAGAUGCGAUGAUAAAUGCUGCGAUGAAGGGAGAGCUAGGACCAUUAGCACAAGCGGUGGCUAAAUAUCAAAUAAACCGUGAAAUCCAAAAAGAAAUGGAUGAACUCAAAAUAAUAGAAGAGAAGCUUAAAAAGAUUAAAACGGAGAAUACAAAGGCUCAAGAUAAAUUUAAAAAAGAAGAAACUCCACAUAUGGUGACGUAUACAUCGAUGAAGAAACUGCAGCAACAUGUAUUGUAGCGGAUGAAACAGAGUUAUUCUAUGACUUUUAAAUGCAUAAUAGGGUAUUCAACUUAUGUUACGCAAAUGUUCUUAAAUAUAUAUAUACACACAAAA
This is a messenger RNA of Acromyrmex echinatior (Panamanian leafcutter ant), 1004 nucleotides long. RefSeq names its product snustorr snarlik (gene snsl). NCBI's taxonomy places the organism in Eukaryota, Metazoa, Arthropoda, Insecta, Hymenoptera, Formicidae. The record is from RefSeq and is a predicted model, not a curated record.